UGAAGUCGCCGCGUUAUUGAUUCGAAUGCGCAACGUCCGUGAUUGCCGACGGUAUUCUCAGAAAUGCGGACGUCGCUCGUCGGGUGAAGGAAGGACGCUCGUCGACAGGUGCACAGACAGUAGAAUCUAGCGUCUUCGGGACUUUUAGGUCUGGAGGGAAAGCUGCGUCGCCACCAAGUGAGGCUCGGAAGAUAUGGUUGGGCCCAACGUUUCCUUGUGACUAACCGUCCCGGAGGGUGGAACGGUCGCCACGCAGGGUGUAUCCUUCAGAACGCCUUCCGAACACGAGCGUGUAAACACAGAACUCGCGACGCUGUGCAAGGUAUAUCCUGUGAGCCCUGCGGCAGGGCCUGGCGCAGCAAGAUCCGUAUGGGAGCUAAGUCCCGAUCCCGACAUGGUCGGGCAUCUACCGAACAAUCCGAUAUCCGCUACGAGCCAUCAGAAUCAUCACAACUCGGGCAAAGAUACGCGACAGACAAGUCGUCCUGAUGACAACAUCUACACCGACGAGGCCACCACCGGUCAAAAUCCCACGGACGAGACCAAAGAGAUCUUCGAGUUGCUCAGAGCUGGUGAGAUCGAAGCGGUUGAGGAACUGGUGGAGAAGAACGGAUUGAGCGUGCUCAGCGCGAGGGAUGAAUGGGGAUACACACCUGCCCAUUGGGCUGCUCUAGAUGGCAAUAUUGAAGUCAUGAGAUAUUUAAUAGAGCGCAACGGACCCGUUGACCAACCGUGUCUUGGCACGCAAGGACCCAGACCAAUACAUUGGGCCUGCCGGAAGGGCCACAGCGCGAUAGUACAAUUACUACUGAAGGCGGGAGUCGCCGUCAAUGCAGCCGACUUCAAAGGUCUGACACCUCUGAUGACCGCUUGCAUGUUCGGCAAGUUCGCUACCGCCGCUUUCCUGUUGGGCUCCGGCGCGCUAGGGCACCUGACUGACAUAAACGGUGACACCGCGUUGCACUGGGCUGCGUACAAAGGCCACGCCGAGCUGAUCAAAUUGCUGAUGUAUAGCGGAGUGGAUCUGCAGAAGCCCGAUUAUUUCGGUUCCACGCCACUCCACUUGGCCUGCCUGUCUGGCAACAUCAGCUGCGUCUGGAUCCUCUGCGAGAAGACCAAGAUCGAGCUGGAGCCACGCGACAAGAACGGCAAGACGCCGCUGCAGCUGGCCAAAAGUCACCGUCACUCAGAUAUCGUAGGUAUCCUACAAGCGGAACAUAAGCGCAGAUCUAGAUGGUUACCGCCCAUCAACGAGUUAUGGACGCUGCUCUUCGGCGGAGCAGGCAACAGCAAAGGGCCAUUGCUGCUGUUCAUGAUAUCCGUGCUGGUGUGGGGAUAUCCGAUGUACAUGUUGAAGUGUAUUCCACUAACGUGGAAUCUGCUACGCGGCAGUCACUAUUGUUUCAUUUACUGGAACACCCUCAUGUGGAUCUCGUGGAUCGUUGCCAACAGGAGAGAUCCCGGCUACGUGCCACAGAACAGUGAUACCUACUAUAGAGUGAUAAAACAGAUUCCCUAUUUCGACAAGUGGAAGAAACGAAACAUCUUGCUGUCGCAUCUGUGUCACAGCUGCAGAUGUUUGAAGCCGCUCCGGGCUAAACACUGCAGGAUCUGCAACAGAUGUGUCACGUAUUUCGACCACCAUUGUCCUUUCAUAUACAAUUGCGUCGGUCUGAAGAACAGAAUGUGGUUCUUCCUGUUCGUGAUGUGCGUAGCGAUAAAUUGCUCGUUCACCUUAUACUUCGCGUGCUACUGCAUAGUGAUCGAGGGAAUCCAGCUGCUGUACGUCCUUGGCGUUUUAGAAGCUCUCGUUUUCUGCGGACUCGGCUGGAUUCUAACGUGCACUUCGAUCCUACACGCCUGCAUGAAUUUGACAACCAACGAAAUGUUCAAUUAUAAGAGGUAUCCGUACCUAAGGGACAAAAGGGGCAAAUAUAUGAAUCCCUUCAGUCGCGGGCCCGUGCUUAAUCUCAUCGAGUUUUUCCUCUGUCCUCCGGAUCAUCAAACGAACGAUCCUCAGCAUUACCACAUCCUCUCGGAAGACGUCAUAUAAUUCGAGCGACAUACGAGCCUCCGAGUGAUUUAUUUUUCACGCACUCUCGCACGGAGAAGCGUCAAGCGUAACCACUAAAUAUACAUGACAACGAUAUGAAUAAUUAUUUUUCCAAGUUAUAUGCAUAUUUGCACAUAAGAUAUAUAUAUAUAUAUAUAUAUAUAUUAUAUUAUUAUUAUCACUUAAGAAAGAUUCUCGUCUUUCGUAACUUACAUUAAGUACGCGACAUUCCGCUGCCUGGGCACAAACUCACAGGAACAUAGUAAAGAGUUUUAUAUGAGUUAAAGUUUCACAAUAAAUACUCCGUGAAGCUGA
Molecule: messenger RNA, 2368 nt
Organism: Harpegnathos saltator (Jerdon's jumping ant)
Lineage: Eukaryota; Metazoa; Arthropoda; Insecta; Hymenoptera; Formicidae
Gene: Patsas
Product: palmitoyltransferase Patsas
Exons: 9
Coding region: 395-2053 (552 amino acids)
Biological process (GO): protein palmitoylation
Cellular component (GO): Golgi membrane
Molecular function (GO): palmitoyltransferase activity; protein binding
Source: RefSeq, a predicted model, not a curated record